Patiria miniata (bat star) is the source of this 5167-nucleotide messenger RNA. RefSeq names its product CCAAT/enhancer-binding protein zeta-like. Gene Ontology annotation, cellular component: nucleus. The record is from RefSeq and is a predicted model, not a curated record. NCBI's taxonomy places the organism in Eukaryota, Metazoa, Echinodermata, Asteroidea, Valvatida, Asterinidae. Bases 36 to 3548 code for a protein of 1170 amino acids. The transcript is spliced from 24 exons.
CAUGCACGUAUCGUACAUUAGAGGGCGCUAUCAACAUGGAAUCCACCACAGACCAAAAACGUGCUCCAAAAGAAAAGAGAAAAUCAGUCAAAUUUAAGACACAAAAGAAACGGAAACAGUUGGAAAAACUCACUCUACAAGAUAUAGAAGCCAUCGGUGGAAACGAGGAUGACUUGAGGUUGAUCGGAGACAUCUCAGAGUCGGAUGAGGAAGAAGUCAGUCAAACAGAGGAAGAGCAAGACAUUGAUCCUCAAGAGCUGAAGGCAUAUUUUCAAAGUCUGGGUUUCCAAAAUGUAUCUGCAGACAGCGGAGAUUUUGACUCUCCAAAAGAUGACGACAACCCCCCUGGAACUUCAAAAAGUGAUAACAAACAAGACCGCAAGAAGGAUAAACUAACCAAAAAGGAGAAAAAGGCAGAGAAGAAGAAAUUGAAAUCUGAGCCAGACGCAUCCCUCAAAGACGCAAAAACAUCUAAAGAAACUUCCCAGGAUGAAACGGUACCCGCCAAAAAAGUACAAGACUGCAAGAAGCCCACAGGUGGUGUUUCAGAUGCGAAAUCUCUGGGAAAGAAACCACUGGUCAAUGCAGGAGCAGUCUUGCAGCAUUCUGAAGUCUCAAGCACCUCAUCCGAGAGCCAUGCGCAUCAUCAGCAGGUUCCCAAGAGGCAGAUCUCGGCACAGAAGCUCUUAGAGGAUUUCACACCCAGGAAGCAGCUGCUGUUUGAGCCAGAAGGAUUGUGCUACUAUCGGGAGUUUCAAUCAGAUCCCAAGAAGUUUGAACUUUCUGAUGAUGCCACUGUUGCCGCAUAUCGGACACUUGCUGGCAGAUUGUAUUCUAAUGAAGUACAGAUUUAUCUAUCAAAAAAGAAAGGUGACCUGAGCACUAAGGCCCAGUGGAUGCAGACCGUGGUCUCCUCUGGUGUCCUCUCAGACAAGGUCGCGGCCCUGACCCUGGAGGUUCAGACGGCACCCGUCCACACGCCGGCCUCACUGGACAGCCUCAUGACCAUGCUGAAGAAGAAGGGACGGAGGGAGACACUGGUUGCCAUGGACGCACUCAAGCAGCUCUUCCUGCAGGAGCUGUUGCCGGAGAGACGGAAACUGCGACUGUUCUCUCAGCAUCCAUUUUCACUGCUCAACGACUUAAGCGAAGGGAAACGACCCGAAAGAAAUAAACGACUGCUGCUGUGGUACUGUGAAGAUCAACUGAAGCAGAAGUACCUGGAGUUUGUCAAGACACUGGAGAAACUCUCCCAUGAUACCAUACAAGCUGUUAAGCAGAAAGCGAUGAGUACAAGUCACGAGAUGCUGAGUCAUAAACCAGAGCAGGAAAAGGCCCUGUUGACGUUACUGGUGAACAAGAUUGGAGAUCCUGACUACAAGAUUGCUGCUCGUGCUGUUCACUUAUUGCAAAAGUUAGUUGAGGUGCACACCACCAUGAAAGGUGUGGUAGUCACUGAAGUAGAAGCUUUGCUUUACCGAGCCAAUGUCAGCUCCAAAGCACAGUACUAUGCCGUCUGCUUCCUGAACCAGCUGAUCUUGAGUCAUGAUGAGCCUGAUCUUGCUACCAAGCUGAUUGUAGUCUACUUCUCUUUUUUCAAGGCUUGCAUGAAGAAACGUAAUGCUGAUCAGAAGAUGCUGGGAGCUGUACUGACCGGGGUCAACAGGGCUUACCCAUACUCAAAUGUUGGAGAUGAGAGAGUCGGUGAACAGACGGACUCGUUGUUUAAAGUGGUCCACAUUGCGCCCUUCAAUACUUCCAUACAGGCACUGCUGCUAUUGAAACAGGUGCUGGAUACCAGGCAAGCCAUAUCAGAUCGCUUCUAUUCAGCUCUGUACAGCAAGCUGCUGGAUCGAAGUUUGGAAAACUCCCCCAGGCAGGCUAUGUUUCUGAAUCUUCUCUACCAGUCCAUGAAAGCUGAUGCCAUCAUCGGCAGAAUCAAAGCAUUUGUCAAGAGGCUUCUGCAGAUGUGUUCCACCCAGCAGCCACCGUUUGUCUGCGGUGCCCUGUUCCUGAUCUCGGAGAUAAUGGAUAUACGACCUGCUCUUCGCAGUGCUGCCAUGGAUGCUAUGGAUUCUGAUGAUGAGGAACACUUCGUUGACAUCGAUGAAGAAGAUGACGCCAGAACAGAUAAGAAAGGAGAGACAGAUGUUGAAAAAGACGCAUCCAAGUCAGCUUCAUCUUGGGUGCAUCACAAGAUAGAAAACCCAGACAAGAAGACACAGUAUGACCCAACCAACAGAAAUCCACAGUUCAGCGGUGCUGAAGGCAGCGUCUUUUGGGAACUGACCAAACUGCAGAACCACUACCAUCCCUCGGUGGCGCUCUUCGCUAAGACCAUACGCGAGGGUCUGAAGGUACACUACAUGGGCAACCCCCUGCAGGAUUUCACACAGAUGCGCUUCCUGGAUCGCUUUGUGUACAGAAACCCCAAGAAACAAACAGAGAAGGUGAAAGUGUCCAUCAUGGAGCCCAAAGGCAAAUCCUACAAGCCCUCCGCCAUCCGACUGAUGGCUGUCAACACCAAGGAUUACCUCAAGACGGCCCAGGAGAAGAUCCCUAUCGAUGAGCUCUUCUUUCACAAGUAUUUCACCUCAAAAGGGAAGAAACCCCAACAAGUCACCGACAGAAAAAAAGAGAAAAGUGUCAAGGAGGAUGAUGAUGAUGAGGAUGACUUUGAAUUUGACAGCGAUGCAUCAAGUGUUGACGAUGAUGAAUUUGACAGGAUACUUGAAACAGUGGACUUGGAAGAUACUGAUGAAGAUGAUGAUGAUGAUGAUGAUGAUGUUAUGGACUUUGCUGGUGAGGUGAAACGGAAGAAGAAAGACAAGACAACAAAGCAGAAGGGCAAAGCUUCUGAAGAUGACUCAAGUGAGAGUGAGGAGGACUUUGAUUAUCCAGACGAUGAGGAUGAAGGAAGUGAGAUAGGAGAGGACAACUUUGACUCCACCGAUGACGAUCAAGAUGACGAUGACAAUGAUGAUGAAUUCAAGAUUGCCAAUGAUGAAUUUGACGAGGAAGGUUUUGGGGAAUCAGAUUCGGCAGAAGAGCAUCCAUCACCAGCUAAGGCAACCAAACGGAAAACCAAGAAACCCACCAGACAAGCUGAUGCUGACAAAGACUCGGAUUCCGAGAGGGAGAUGGACUUUCUAGGAGCCAUGGGAACCGGGAAGAGAAAAGGUGGGGCGGCAAAGAGGGGCGGCAAGAAGCGGAGGAAGGUAGAAGGAGCCGGGCAGAGUGGAGGUAGCUUACAGGCAACGGCAGAAGAGUUUUCAUCAUUGAUGGACGACCAUGUUGGAGCCAAGUUUGACAGCAUUGGACUAAAUGCCAUGGCAAACAAGGACAACGCAGAUGCCAAGCAGCUGAACUGGGAGAUCAGGAGGGACAAAUGGGUCCAAGGACGAGACCCCAAGAGCAUGAUGCUAGCCAAGAAAAAGGGCAAGUUCCCCAAGGGUAAGCCCUUCCAGAAGGGCCAGGGGAGGCAGCUGAAGAAGGGAGGAUCAUCAGCGGGCGGAAAGGCAAAUCGAAAGAGGUCAUCAAAGAGAUAAUAACUGGAGACAUUUUCACUUGAUCUUUGUGAGACCGAUCCAGACACUGAUUUUGGGAAUGGAUGUCAAUAAAAUGAAUCCUACCCCUUUUAGAUCAUUCAAAAUCCAUUAGGUAGUUGUGGCGGUUUUGAACAGGAUUGAUGAAAGUAGUACACAGUCCAGUUUGAUUUCUGGAUUUUUAAUACUCUUUCUUCUGUAUGUUAAUAAUACAUGUAAUAAUAAUACCAGAGUCUGAUAUAGCGCACGUAUCUACCAACAAUUAGGUGCUCAAGGCGCUGGUAAUUAUGUAUAUUUUUAAAGACAGGUAAAUGAAGUUCAUGAGAAAUAUGAGACCCAUUAUGUAGCACCUUUUAUAACGGGUAUACAAGGUGCUGCGGCGCAUAUUGCAGCCACUGCCAGAAACACUGGGGCAAACCCCUUCUCUUUAAUAGCGAUAAGUAUUACUGGGUUCUUUUCCGUGCAUUAAAAAAACACACGGGACCUACGGCUUUACGUCCCAACUGACGUUUUCAUAUCAAUUGCUGCUGUACAUUCACAAUCAUUUGCUCUUUAUUUGGGCUUUAAUUAAUUUUGGGUACAUUUGGUCAAUACACGUAUAUGAUGGCAUUAGAAACUUUCAAAAACCAACACCAACUGUAUUGUGAUAUAUUAUACGAAUAUUGUCUCACGACUUCUGGACAUUCAUAUUUUUUCCACAGUUCUAGUACGUUUUCUUCUUCAAUAGAAAAGGUCCGCUUCUUACUGUUUGAAGCCUGAGUAUAGCACUGUUGUUUCUUUAACUUGAAAUUUCAGAAAAUUGACUCAAAAUAGGGGAUCUAUGAACGUUCUUCAAAUUUGAAUGCUUUUUGUCUGAGUCUGAUGUCAUCAAUGUGUUACAUCUCCAUCUUCCUAUUCAUCAUCGGAGUAUUCCAACAAGGAAAACCUCUCAUGAGGUUUUCUUCGAUCUGAGUGAACAAGAAUGAUGAUCUUACUCGUGUCGUUUCCAGUUUCCGCCUUUUGGGAAAAACUCUGUGUAAUUAUUACGGUAAAGGGGGACAUUCCCAUAGGGUUGUGCACAGAAUGUUUCCAACUUUAAUGACCCCUAACCCCAAUUUUCCCUUAUCCUACCCCCACAAAUUUUGGUAUUUCUAUGUUUUGGACCACGAGCAAUCGAUCUAGCCUAUUUGGGACAGUAUACUUUGCCUCUAAAUAGGAGUUGUGACAUUCGGGAGACUGAAAUGUCUCCCUAAUAUUCAGUGUCUAAGGUAAAACUAAUGACGAAAACAAUGUCUCCUUAGGUAAAGGUAAAGGUCCCGUAGCCAUACUGGCCGUAUAGGGGCAGUGGGAUGUUGGAGGUCCACUGUGUCUUGGGCGUGGUAUAUGAGUGGCGGGUCCCAGUCCUCUCCUCUCGCCGUCUUACCUUCCCUGAACGAAUCAGGUACCCAUUUUACUGUUGGGUCGUCAGAGAGAGUUUUCCAGUUUUUGGUCCGAAUGGGAUUCGAACUGCCAACCGUCCACUCCGUAGCUCCACGUUCUAACCGCUCGGCUACGAGGCCCCCUCUUGUCUCCUUAAGGGUACAUUUAACAGGAAUUAUUGUCACACUAUUCGAAAUAAACUCUGAAGAUUUGCAGCUUCGAUA